UUCACUUUGGUUGCCAGGAAACACACAAAGGCAAGCAGGAGCAGAUGAAACAAAGAAUUGCACAUCGCUGAUAAAGUGGCCUUCGGAGGCAAGGCCUCCGUUGGGACAGAAGUCUUGCAGGGGCAAGUCACACAAGAAAAUGGAGUUUAAACCCCUGACAUGCUAACGGAAGCAAGGUUAGCCAAAGAAGUUCUGAGAAAUUGCUUUUUUUAAUGCGUUUCAAAGGAGAUUUACAAGCUGCGUUCUGUAUUGGUUGGUAUAAACAUGGGGGGGAAGCUUUAUCCAUUUUUAAUCAAGCCAGAUUAAACAGAAUAUAAGGAGGGGUGUUUUAAAAGGAUUCGAUUGUAGAUUUUGAAAGUAAACUGUGGAAUUAAAGACAUGUGGGGGUUGAGGGCUUUUACUCCCUACCUUGAACAUUUUGGCUUGAACAUUUUGUCUCCUAAUUGUCUGUCUUGAAAUGUGCUUUCAUUUUGGAAUUCUGUUGCUAAAUUGGGUUUGUUUUCAAAGGCACCUGUUGAAUUGAAAAAAAAAAAAAAAAGUAUAGAAAGAGUUGAAGUCAGCUGAAAAGAGGUGAAGCCAUUAUGAGUUACCAGAAUGCACUUGAGUUGAACAAGGGGCCACAGCUGGGGUCAAAGAGCCCCAGGGGAACAGGAAGUGUGGCCACAGAUGAAGACCACCACCCUGCCCUGCUUGAAAACCAGCUCUGUGUGGGCGACUUUCUCAAAAUACAGAGUGCUUUUGAGCCCUCAGAACCAUGUCAGACUAUUUGCAUGUCCAGAGAAGAGUUCAUGCAAAGAAUGACAGAGAUUGUUGGUUGGGGAACAAAGGAAGAAUAUGGGGAGUUCUUUGACAAAGUGGAUAUGGCCCAAGAUGGCUUCAUUAACUGGGACAAGUUGACUUCAUUUAUGCUGUUAGCACUUCAUGAGAACGAUGAACGAGCAAAGGCAACUGUGGUUCCCCAGUGGAAAGACCUUGAACUCCUUCCAACGAAACACAAGGACAUCAUUCAAAAAGUAAUUUUCUUAAAAAGUUCAAAUCGUUAUCUGACCAUCAGUAAAGAAGGUUUAUUAGGAAUCUGGGGAGAGAAUUUAAAGCUCCAAGAAACAUUUCCCAUCACUUCAGAUGCCACCAAGCUUAAACACCUGUGGGUGACAAGUAUGGUUUCUCUGGAAAAUAUAAACAAGAUAGCAGUGGCUUUUACGAGUAAAGAGAUUUGUUUCUAUGAUCUGCUGUCCAAAGGAGAAUUUCCUUGUCAAUAUAAACUCCAAGGCCUGAAGGGAACACCGAUUUGUAUGGAAUAUUGGUAUGACGUCCUUGAUGCCAAUGAAUCGAUUCUUUCUUUUGGGGACAUAACUGGAAAGGUUCAAGCAAUUGUUUUCACGACGGCCUUGAUUUCCCUGUUUGAGCGUCCUGCUAAUGCACGUGAAGACGAAGAAGCCACUGUGACUAUUAACUGGGCAGAGCUGCUCUCUGGAUAUCACAAAUGUUGCUAUACAUUAGAGCAUAAUCUUCAUCAUGGAGAUUGGGUCAGGCAAGUUACUUACAGUGCAUCUUUAGAUGCUAUCAUUUCCAGUACAACCAACAAUACAAACACUGUGGUGCUGGCUUGGAGAGAGAAAUCAAAAAAGCCUCUUAAAAUGACAUCCUUCAAUGUUGCCGAGGGCAUUCAUGCUUUUGAUUACCACUCUCGGCUCAAUUUAAUUGCAACUGCUGGCAUCAACAAUAAAGUUUGCCUUUGGAACCCCUAUGUUGUCUCUAAACCGGUUGGUGUCCUCUGGGGUCACUCAACCAGCGUAAUAGCUGUCCAAUUCUUUGCUGCAAGAAAACAACUUUUCAGCUUCUCCAAAGAUAAAGUUUUGAGACUCUGGGAUAUUCAGCACCAGCUGUCCAUCCAGAGGAUAGCUUGUUCUUUCUCCAAAAGUCAGGACUUCAGAUGUCUCUUCCACUUUGAUGAAGCCCACGGACGACUUUUCAUCUCAUUUAAUAACCAGCUCGGACUGUUGGCAAUGAAAAGCGAGGCCGGCAAGAGGGUGAAGAGUCACAAGAAACCAGUCACUUGUGCUCUUUACAAUUCAGUCUUGAAGCAGGUAAUCAGCUGUGAUGAGGGGUCUACUGUUGCCUUCUGGAUGAUAGACACUGGGCAGAAAAUCAAACAGUUUACUGGUUGCCAUGGCAAUGCAGAAAUCAGCACUAUGGCCCUUGAUGCAAAUGAGACCCGGCUUUUGACUGGCAGCACAGAUGGGACCGUAAAGGUAUGGGACUUCAAUGGAUACUGUCACCACACCCUAAAUGUUGGGCAAGAGGGAGCUGUGGAUAUUUCACAGAUUCUGGUUCUUAAGAAGACAAUACUGGUUACAGGCUGGGAGAGGGCUAUUACUGUGUUCCGUCUACAAAACUUCAAUCAAUAUUUCAUCCAGCCUGAGAAAUGGAAAGGUGGAAUACAGCACUGUGAUGAUAUCUUGUGCGCUGCAUUUUUACCUCCACAAACUCUUGUUACAGGAAGCUAUGAUGGAGAAAUUAUUCUGUGGAACAACAACACAGAAAACGCUCACUACGUCCUUCACCCUGAUUACCGGAGGCUGCUAAAAUCAAAAUGGGAUACAGAGCCUCAGAAGCUUCUCAGUGCUGGGAGGAGCCACUCUGCCUGCCCCAGUGCAAACCAGGCUACCCUGGGACCCUGCUCCUUUGAGACAAACACCAAAUACAAUAAUGCUGUUGUGAGGCUUUGCAUCCUUGAAGCAAGAAAAAACACUGCAGAGACAGGAGGAGCUAACCUGGUCUCAUGUGGAGGUUCUGGCUAUGUCAGGUUCUGGGACACAUUUAAGAAGCAACUUCUGGCUGAAUUUUUGGCUCAUGGUGGAGUUGGAUCCAUUAUAAUGUCUACUGAUAAGUCAAACCAAUACCUUGCCACAGGAGAUCUGGAUGGACAGUUGAAAAUCUGGAAUAUAGAAGAGUACUGUCUUAAUUCCAGUAAGAGCAAAAUCACACAGGCCCCAACUCUGAUAAGAUCAUUCCGACCUCAUGAAGCCCGGAUAAGUUCCUUAGAGAUGUGUAAGCCGGGCGGCCGCCUACUGAUUAUCUCCUCCUCUGCAGACUGCAGCAUUUGUGUGACUGACGUCUUCGGUGCUCCUGUCUGGAUCUUUGGUCAGGAAAAGCACUGGCAAAUUGAAAACAGUUUUUCCCUUCCUAAAAGGGAUACUAAUGUAAUGAAAAGUGAGAGUCAAGAAGAAAGCAUAAGAGAAAUUCCUUUACUUUCUAAGGAGGAAUCAUGUUUAGACCUACCAGAACUUUCUCUACUUGAUAAGAAAAACAAAGAUGGCUCCACAUACAAUGUCAGACCAUCAGAAGUCAUAAAUUUAGGUAUAAAAUAUAAGGAAAGAAAUAUCUUGAAGAAAAAAACACAUAACCUUUACAAGGGAGAAUUUAUACAAAAAUCAUCCAGUGCAUUCAGGUCAUUAAGUAUCGGAGCCCUGAAAGAGCUGCCUGAAGUGACGAAACCAGCUUUUCUUUGGGACCCAGAGAAAUACUUCAGGGAAGAGCCAAAGGAGGAGUGUUCCCAAAUUCCGGAGCCUCCAUUGCUCUCCGAAACUUUGAACGCUGUAUUUGAUGAGAAAAACCUGUUCCCCAAAGAAAUUCUGGAUCGUGAACGAAGAGCCAAGCAAUUAUAUCAAGAAACAAGUAGUGAAGUGAAGAUUAAAAGAAAUAAGAAGCAAUUAUAAUUGAAACAAAAAUAAAUAUUUCAUUGUCACAUAAAAUAUGAAUAUAAAAUGUGGAGAGGAAUCAAGAA
Messenger RNA from Neofelis nebulosa (Clouded leopard), 3787 nucleotides. RefSeq names its product WD repeat domain 49 (gene WDR49). The record is from RefSeq and is a predicted model, not a curated record. Gene Ontology annotation, molecular function: protein binding; calcium ion binding. The coding region runs from base 582 to 3719 and encodes 1045 amino acids. Lineage: Eukaryota; Metazoa; Chordata; Mammalia; Carnivora; Felidae. The transcript is spliced from 18 exons.